CUGCAUAAGUCACUGCUACACAGCUUCAGGUCCAACUUUGCACAGUUUCCGCAAUCCUUGCUCGUUUUCAAUCCUUACACACAAGUCAUAACAAUGGUCGCGCCGUGGCAAGAAACGCAGUAUAGAGUCGUGGUGGAGUUCAAGAAAGGCGGCUCUGGUGUAAAGCGAGAGAUCACAAUGGACCACAGGCCAGACGUCCUCCCGCCACAGCUGCAUGGGCGGGUGACGCCGCAGGAGUGGAGCGUGUUCAUGACGGAGGUCGCCCAGCUGGUCUAUAGCCACCCUUACACACAGGCACCCAGUGCCGAGUACUGCUGCAACUUCGCCGCAAACAUGGCCUGUCUGCUGGCCAUCGGCUUCGGUUGCUUCCAGGGCGACAGUGGCAACUACGGCCCCUGGCUGGCGCAGCUGCAGCAGAUACUGGACCGGCACGCGGCGGCGUUCGCGGCGGGCGGCGCCAGCCUACGGAUAAACCACGUGCACGGCAGCUACUGGGUGGAGAUUAACGUGGACCCCACUUUCAUGGCCGUGGGGGCGCCGGUGCCUGCCGGUGUGCCCGUGUACUACCCGCCGCCCGGCGCCGCCCCCGCGGGGUACCCACAGCCCGGCGGCCCGCCGCCGCCCGGCUACCCCACCAAGGCGUAGCGGCCGCCAGCUGGAGCUGGAGGAGAAGAACAGAGUGGUGUGUGAAAUGAGGAUGCAUGGAGGACGCAUUGUGACUGUAUUCAAUAGGCAUGGGCAGCCCGGGACAAAUACGCUUGCGGGCCAAGAACUGUGUCAGAGCACCAUACGAUAUUUUACCAGUAGCAUGAGCAUCUGUUUGACAAUUGCAUUGGCGGAAUGUUGGACUAAUCUGCUCAGGAUCCAGCAGUACGUCAUGUUCGCUUGUGUUGCGUUGCUUCAAGCACGUCGAUAGCAGGAGUUAUGGAACAUCUGUUUAUACCGUUUGUUUGGCCCGUGCGGUCUUAACUUAGUUUGACGAAGGAAUGAAUAGGUUGAAAGCGAUUUGCCCAGACCCAGUGGCUGCUCUUGUGUCCAGACGACACUGCAUGGUAUCGAGACGCAUACGAUGCAUCCACCCACACCACCCAACAAUAGCUGCUGGUCGUGUUCAUAGUCGUACAGAGCCGGGCGCCAAGGACACACGCGAUGAGGGUUCGAGGUUUAGUGUGGUCAUGAAUUUGAUGCAUGCCGGUCGCCUGAUGUACAUUCACAGUUCGUGCGACGGGAAGAGCCACGGAUACCCUCGGCCCGCCGUCGGUCAGUGACAUGCGCUGGCGAACAUCUGUAACACACCGUAAGU
Messenger RNA from Chlamydomonas reinhardtii, 1303 nucleotides. RefSeq lists its product as uncharacterized. The transcript is spliced from 8 exons. NCBI's taxonomy places the organism in Eukaryota, Viridiplantae, Chlorophyta, Chlorophyceae, Chlamydomonadales, Chlamydomonadaceae. The coding region runs from base 94 to 645 and encodes 183 amino acids. The record is from RefSeq and is a predicted model, not a curated record.